UGUCAACGUGAGCUCGAUACUAGGCGACACAUAAACAAGAUGGCCGCGUCCGAGUCGGCCACUAUCAUUGAAGAUUUAAAGGAUGAGCGGGUUCCACCUGCACUGUAUUGGACAACUGAACAGGUUGCAGAAUGGAUAGAAGAACUUGGAUUUCCUCAUUACAAGUCAUGCUUUACGACCAACUUUAUUGAUGGAAGACGAUUAAUGCGAAUUGAGGCUUCAGCUUUACCAAGAAUUGGAAUUGUAGACUUUGAACAUAUAAAGAUUAUUGCCAAAAGCAUCAGAGACCUGUUGCGGGUAGAAGAACCUGAUUGGACAAGAAGCAUUUCCAUACCCCCUCGAAGUGACUUAGGGAUGUAUCUUGAGAUGAAGAGCAAUCGUGGAAAAUACAUGGACACAACAACAUUUGAGCAGUUUCUGCAAGAUUACCCUAAUCCCAAAUGGCAGCCACCAUUAGCCAAUGUUGGCCUCAUCCUGCCUCGCAUCAGAUGAUUCUUUAGGAUGAUUAUCUCUUCUCAGGAUCUGAACCAAAAUUUUGUGAUUUUAGAAACCAUUUCUGAACUGUUUCGAAGAGGCACUACAAAGAUUUGAAAGUUGAACAUUAAGCAUUAAAAGUCAAUUUAAGUACUAUUUCCAAACAAAAACUAUGAAUUUGGCUGGGAACAGGAUUUUACGAUGUUUUUCUGAAAAAGUAUUCUAUGAUACUAAGGAGCAAACAUCUCAUUUGGAAAAGUACAGUUUCAUGUGGGAAUUUUUUUUGUAAUACAACCUAUAUUCAUCGUGUAUAAAUGCACAUUCCCAUCUGAUGCUACUCUAAUGAUAGUACGAAUUUUGACUUACUAGACCUCUCUCUUCGCCAUGUGCUGACUCCCUAUUGCUCUGUGAAGUCUCGUUUUGGCCAUAUGUUGCUUCCCAAAAAACAGAAUAUAGCCCUCACAGCAAACGACUCCCAAAUCUUUAAGCAUAUACUUAAAGAAUGACUACAUUUCUAGGUGCACAAGAAGCUAACAUUUGAUAUAACUGCAGGCAUAACAGAAAAAAGGACAUCUGAAGGAAAUAAAAAACCAAUUACUCUGGCAGACCACAGGCCUGGGAAUAACAACUAUUUGAUCCAUAAACAAAAGAACCAGAUCCAGCAGUUAAGCAAAUAUAGAUUUAUAUACAUUUAAAAAAAAAACAUCUUAUUUGUGACAACCAUCAGUAGCUAGCUUUUUUAAAUGCAUUUUUUUUGAAAACUUUUAAAGAUAUUUAAACAUAAUUUUAGCACUAUUUAUGCAUAGUUGCAGUCCUGCAUUUUUUUAAUAUUUUGUGCUGACUACAGCAAGAGGUUAUCAUGUAUUUUCUGAUGUUUUAUUUACAUUCUGAUUUAUUUACUUACAUCUUGACUCAAGCUACAUUUGAGUUCAUCAGACACUUUCUAAAUGAACAGCUGCAAUGUUUACUGUGAAAGAACUGUGACCAUAACACCAAUUGUUAUAUCUAAAUUGGUAUGAAACAACAGGGACAAGAGCUUGUAAAAGGUCUAGUACACACUGGUUGGUGAUGUGUUUUUCGUUUACUGUUUACUGUUCAUGUAAAGGCAUAAUAAUCACCUACACCUAAAUCAUUUAUAAUUGCUUGAAUGUGCACAUUAUUGGAGAAGAUUUCACUUAAGGAGAAAACUAAAAAAAGCAACUCAAAAUACAGUAUAUUUAAACAGA
Molecule: messenger RNA, 1700 nt
Organism: Pomacea canaliculata
Lineage: Eukaryota; Metazoa; Mollusca; Gastropoda; Architaenioglossa; Ampullariidae
Product: sterile alpha motif domain-containing protein 15-like
Exons: 4
Coding region: 40-492 (150 amino acids)
Molecular function (GO): protein binding
Source: RefSeq, a predicted model, not a curated record